CAAUGCUUUCUCUUUGAGCAACAGGCUCUUCCUCCCUGUCUCCAGAGCUCUUGUCCUUUCACAAUGUGGCUCUGUGCCCUGGUCUGGGCUUCUCUCGGCACAGUUUGGGGGCACCCGUCCUCACCACCUGUGGUGGACACUGUUCAUGGCAAAGUCCUGGGGAAGUAUGUCAGCUUAGAAGGAUUCACACAGCCUGUGGCCGUCUUCCUGGGAGUCCCCUUUGCCAAGCCUCCUCUUGGAUCCCUGAGGUUUGCUCCUCCACAGCCUGCAGAGCCCUGGAGCUUCGUGAAGAAUGCCACCUCCUACCCUCCUAUGUGCUCCCAGGAUGCAGUUGGAGGUCAGGUGCUCUCAGAGCUCUUCACCAACAGAAAGGAGAGCAUUCCUCUCAAGUUUUCUGAAGACUGUCUCUACCUGAAUAUUUACACUCCUGCCGACUUGACAAAGAGCAACCGAUUGCCUGUGAUGGUGUGGAUCCAUGGAGGUGGGCUGAUGAUGGGAGGAGCAUCGACCUAUGAUGGACUAGCUCUCUCUGCCCAUGAAGGUGUGGUGGUGGUAACGAUUCAAUAUCGCCUGGGUAUUUGGGGAUUACUCAGCACAGGAGAUGAACACAGCUCUGGGAACUGUCAUUUGGACCAGGUGGCUGCACUACGCUGGGUCCAGGACAACAUCGCCAACUUUGGAGGAGAUCCAGGCUCUGUGACCAUCUUUGGAGAGUCAGCAGGAGGUGCAAGUGUCUCUGUUCUUGUGUUGUCUCCUCUGGCCAAGAACCUCUUCCACAGAGCUAUUUCUGAGAGUGGUGUGGUCCUCAUUGCAGGCAUGGUCAAGAAGAACACUAAGUCUGUGACUGAACUAAUUGCUACUAUUUUGGGGUGUAAAACCACCACAUCAGCUGUCAUGGUUCACUGCCUGCGCCAGAAGAUGGAGAAUGAGCUCUCGGAGGUCGCACUGAAAUUGAAUCCUUUUGACCUGGAUGAGAAUGGAGACCCCAAAGAGGACAAUACCUCCCUGUGCACUGUGAUUGAUGGAGUGUUGCUGCCAAAGGCACCAGAAGAGAUCCUGGCUGAGAAGAGCUUCAACACUGUGCCCUACAUGGUGGGCAUCAACAAGCAGGAGUUUGGCUGGCUUGUUCCAAUGAUGAUGGGAGAUCUGUUCUCUGAAGACAAAAUGGAUGAGGAAAUGGCCAGUUCCCUCUUGUGGAAGUUCCACUCUGCCCUUAACAUCUCUGAGAAUACGAUUGCAGCAGCCACUGAGACGUAUUUAGGACGAACAGACGACCCUGUCAAAAAGAAAGGCCUUCUCCUGGACUUGUUUGGAGAUGUAUUUAUUGGUAUCCCAUCUGUUCUCAUGUCCCGUGGCCUCAGAGAUGCCGGAGUUCCUACUUACAUGUAUGAGUUUCAAUAUCGCCCAAGCUUCGUAUCUGACAAAAGACCCAAGACUGUGAUAGGAGAUCAUGGUGAUGAAAUCUUCUCUGUAUUUGGGGCUCCAUUUUUAAAAGAGGGCGCCUCAGAGGAGGAGACCAACCUCAGCAAGAUGGUGAUGAAAUACUGGGCCAACUUUGCUCGCAGUGGGAACCCCAAUGGGAAGGGGCUGCCACACUGGCCAGAGUAUGACCAGAAGGAAGGGUACCUACAGAUCGGAGCCACCACCCAGCAGGCCCAGAGACUGAAAGGGGAGGAAGUGGCUUUCUGGACUGAGCUCCUGGCUAAGAAGCCACCUCAGACAGAACACACUGAGCUGUGAAUGGGAGUCUCUGGCAGCCUCAGGACCAGAGGAGCCAAGAUGGGGCUAUUCCACAAAAGAUGUUGCUCACGAAAGAUGGAUCUUACAGAGGAAACUGCAGGAUUGGAUGGUGGGGAUGGACAGGGGCCAAGGAAGGGGAAUAUUUGUACCUCAAUUUAGAAAAUAAAUUUUCUUUUGGAAGUCAAA
Molecule: messenger RNA, 1926 nt
Organism: Peromyscus leucopus (white-footed mouse)
Lineage: Eukaryota; Metazoa; Chordata; Mammalia; Rodentia; Cricetidae
Product: carboxylesterase 1C-like
Biological process (GO): lipid catabolic process
Cellular component (GO): lipid droplet; endoplasmic reticulum
Molecular function (GO): carboxylic ester hydrolase activity
Source: RefSeq, a predicted model, not a curated record